Strongylus vulgaris is the source of this 951-nucleotide messenger RNA. Lineage: Eukaryota; Metazoa; Nematoda; Chromadorea; Rhabditida; Strongylidae. The record is from the annotation of a GenBank genome assembly.
AUGUGCAUUGCAUUAGUAGAGACAAAUACUCAGAAAACAGGAAAGGGCACAACACCAUUAUGUGCUGGUGUCAACUACAACCGCCACAUCGGUCAAUGCGAUAUGUUCGAUGCAAUUGAUGGCGAUGCUGAUGUCAACGAACACGUCGACUUCUACAAAAACCUCUGUGUUAUCAAGGAAACCGACAGCGGAGUGUCAGCAGCUGCUAAUGUUCCACCCCAAACGCACCGUAUGUCUGGCACUGUCACUAACAAGAAGGAUGCCCGAGGCGAGCUCCUUGCAGCUAAGAAGGUUGUCAAGCCAUCCAUUCGUGAACAUGAGCAUCGACGUAAGCCAGAGGCCACGAUGGCUAUCGGCCCUCCAGUCUCUAUCCCCGCUGACGCUAUUAAAACCAUCUGCAACUAUGAAGGAAUCAAGGUACAAGUCGGUAAUGGAGUACCCUUCAGCGGUGUCAUUUUCGUCAAGAACAAGUACGAUACUUGCCGGGUUGAGAGCACCCCAAGUUCUGAAGGAAAGUCCGGUGAAAAGGCUGAGUUGGUGAAGGAUGAGCAAGAUUUCCGUCAUAAGCGUCAAGCUGAGAGUCGUGACUGCGGUUUAGUAGAUAUGCUAAAUGGCACCUACAAGACAACCGUCGUCAUCCAAACGAACAAUCUUGGCAUCCCAGGUCUUGUCACCUCAAUGGAUCAACUAUAUGAGGUUUCUUGCGACUAUUCGAGCAUGUUGGGUGGCAAAGUCCAAGCUGGCUACAAUAUGACCGUCGUAGGACCUGAGGCCAACCUUAUCCAACCAAGGGGCAAGAUCGAGCUCGGCAACCCUGUGUUCAUGCAGCUGGUCAGUGGUGAAGGAGAACAACCAGUUGUUCAGGCCAAACUCGGCGAUAUUCUUGAACUUCGUUGGGAAAUCAUGGCAAUGGAUGAUGAACUUGACUUCUUCGUAAAGGAUUGUUUCGCA